This is a messenger RNA of Penicillium waksmanii, 945 nucleotides long. RefSeq names its product terpene synthase family protein. Lineage: Eukaryota; Fungi; Ascomycota; Eurotiomycetes; Eurotiales; Aspergillaceae. Bases 1 to 945 code for a protein of 314 amino acids. The record is from RefSeq and is a predicted model, not a curated record. The transcript has 2 exons.
AUGCAGCCUCCAGUCGAACUAUCCUUCUUGUUACCACCUCCUGUUAAUCUUGUAUCCUGGCGUGAACAUCCAAACGCGAAUGAAAUUGCGGAACUUUCUGAUAUCUGGGCCCGAGAAGCGUUGCCUCCGCUUUUUAUGUCAACCGAAGCGCUGAACGCCUUCCUGAAGACUCGUGCAUCGCAGUGGAUCUUGAUCUCCUAUCCGUCAGCCAAUCAAGAGCGAUUGCUUGUGUACCACAAGUUGUCUCAAUAUUUGGGGGUGCUGCACGACCGAGUCCCUACGAAAAUUCCGCCAUUGGCCCUUCCAUUUAUCGAGUUAUGGGACCAGAUGGCUCCUGGGAUGGCUGAUGGUGUUAGAGCACGGUUCGUGGAUGACGUUGAGCAUAUGCUUGCUGGCUUUGAGAAGGAAGUCUCGCUUCGAACACGCGGAGAUUUGAACGACGAAGAAUAUCUUUGCCUUCGACGCCAAACAAUUGGUCUACGACAGUGCAUUACAUUCGUUGAAUAUGGUCUGGGUAUUGAUCUUAGCGAAGUUUUUGCGGCACACCCUAGCCUUACAACUGUACGCGACCUUUCCAUUGAGCAAAUGAUCUUCUAUCAUGAGAUAUUGAGCUUUCGCAAAGAAUACUACAGUGGUGAUAUCAUGAAUAUCAUCGCAAUAUGGGCUGGUAAGGAUCUCAGUCAGCUGCAGAGUGCAGUGGACAGGGCACAUGCACUCGCUGUAAAGGCCGAGAGGGGAUUCGUUGACUUACGAGACGAGAUAUCUGCCGCUGAAUGGGGGCAACGAGACGACGUUCAGUCGUUUCUUAACGAAGUGGGGCAUAUUAUGGCCGGUGGACUUCAUUUUGAGUACACAUCGCCUCGGUAUAAUGGAGUUGGGCACAUUUGGAAUGGGUCGACCUCUGGAACACUGAUUUUGACGCCUGACCGGACGAUAUUCCCUUAG